AUGGCGUCGACCUCUCGCCGUAUGGUUGCGUCCGUCCUCUUGGUCCUUCUUCUCCUCGUCGCCACAGAGAUGGGGACGAUGAGGGUGGCGGAGGCGAGGCACGGGCACAGGCACUGCGAGUCGCAAAGCCACAGGUACCGCGGAGCGUGCUGGAGGGACGACAACUGCGAACACGUCUGCAACACCGAGGGCUUCCCUUGGGGCAAGUGCAAGUUCCACGACUUCGAAAGGAAGUGCUUCUGCAAGAAACCGUGCUAG
Triticum turgidum subsp. durum (durum wheat) is the source of this 258-nucleotide messenger RNA. The record is from the annotation of a GenBank genome assembly. Lineage: Eukaryota; Viridiplantae; Streptophyta; Magnoliopsida; Poales; Poaceae.